This is a messenger RNA of Suillus discolor, 1569 nucleotides long. Its product is annotated as sulfate transporter family-domain-containing protein. Lineage: Eukaryota; Fungi; Basidiomycota; Agaricomycetes; Boletales; Suillaceae. Gene Ontology annotation, molecular function: secondary active sulfate transmembrane transporter activity. The record is from RefSeq and is a predicted model, not a curated record. Gene Ontology annotation, cellular component: membrane. Bases 1 to 1569 code for a protein of 522 amino acids. The transcript has 8 exons. Gene Ontology annotation, biological process: transmembrane transport.
AUGCUGCCCUACGCCUUCGCCUUCGCCAAUUCUAGCACCAGACAGUACCACUCAACCUGUCGCCUCAAGCGAUGCAGUAUCGAGCAGCUGCGGCGACAUCGCAAGAUACUCCAUCAAGUCCUCAGGGCCGAAGUCUCGGUCUCACACUACGAGAUGUACUCUCGCCACGCAAAUGAGCUAGUGAUUAAUCUCUUGGAUGCCGUUAGUGACCCGCAGCAUCAGACUGAAAUGUUCGUACCUGAUCCAGCGAUGUCGUGGUGUUGGAUGGUCCAGUUGACUAUCAAUCUUUGUGACAGAUACGCGGCGUCCCUAAUCAUUGACGAGAAUCCGGCAUCUUACCGCAUUGCAGAUAUCACUGAAACCUAUUUGAAGGGAAUCAUGAAAGAUCCAAGGCAUGGGGCGGUGAAAUACUUGACCAGUCUGUUUCCAAUCUUUGGAUGGAUCACCCGAUACAAUUUGGGAUGGCUCACUGGCGACCUUAUUGCUGGUCUUACCGUAGGAAUGGUGCUAGUCCCACAGGGCAUGUCAUAUGCAAUACUUGCAUCGCUUCCUGCACAGUAUGGUCUGUAUUCCUCCUUCGUCGGCGUCCUUGUAUAUUGCUUCUUUGCGACUUCGAAAGAUGUUUCUAUCAGACCAGUGGCAGUUAUGUUGCAAACUGUGGCUCAAAUCAUCAUUGCUGUAGACGCACAGUACCCUGGUAAAUGGGCUAGCCCACUGAUAGCCACCACGUUGGCCUUUGUUUGUGGAUUUAUCGUACUCGGGAUUGGCCUCUUGCGCAUCGGUUGGAUUGUCGAGUUCAUACCCGUACCAGCAGUCAGCGGGUAUAUGACUGGAUCUGCGAUAAAUAUAGUUGCAGGUCAGGUUCCCGCCCUCUUGGGCAUUACCGGGUUCAGGCAAGGGUGGACUUCCCGGUACGAAAGUGCGCCUGUCAUCGAUAGCGAGCUCGUCAAAGCUCUCGGGCCACAGAUCCCUGUUGCCACCAUAAUUCUCCUUCUUGAGCACAUCGCCAUUGCCAGAUCAUUUGGACGGGUCAAUGGAUACAAGAUCAAUCCCAACCAGGAGCUCAUCGCCAUAGGCGUGACGAACAUGCUUGGCACUAUAUUCCAUGCGUAUCCCGCUACAGGAUCGUUCUCCCGUUCUGCCUUGAAGUUGAAGUCGGGCGUGCGGACUCCUCUGGCUGGUAUCUUCACUGCGAUGGUUGUCAUCGUUGCUCUCUAUGGCCUUACCCCAGCCUUUUACUGGAUCCCUAGCGCUGGUCUUUCGGCCGUCAUCAUCCACGCGGUCGCUGAUCUUGUCGCGUCACCUUCCCAAGCAUUCUCUUACUGGCGCGUAUCCCCCCUCGAGUUUCUUAUUUGGUUGGCUGCAGUCCUGGUCACCGUCUUUUCGUCUAUUGAGAACGGCAUCUACAUCUCCAUCUCGGCAUCGUUUGCCUUACUUCUGGUUCGCGUCGCACACCCUAGGGGAUAUUUCCUUGGGAAGGUUACCCUGACACGCAACUCAACUGAAUCACGAGAAGUCUUUGUUCCGUUGCGCAAGGAUGGCAUAACCAACCAAUAUGUCAAGGUAUAA